Molecule: messenger RNA, 454 nt
Organism: Dacryopinax primogenitus
Lineage: Eukaryota; Fungi; Basidiomycota; Dacrymycetes; Dacrymycetales; Dacrymycetaceae
Exons: 1
Coding region: 185-355 (56 amino acids)
Source: RefSeq, a predicted model, not a curated record
UGGAGGACCAACUGAUGGCAAAACAGAUCAGACCCUCAAAAUCGGACCCUCGUUCGGUGGUUCCGGCGGUGGGGACAUGUGUCACAAGGGUCCUCCUCGGAGUUUAGCCCACCAGGGAAACGGCGGUUUUGUUGUUGUAUACGCACGAUGGGGAUGCACCGCCCUGCCCAUUUCGAAUUCUGAUAUGGGUCUGACGGAUGUGUAUCCUACAUCAGCCCCGAAUGACAAAAGACAGCCCCGCGAACGUCAGCCCGAUUACCCCAUCGCUGGCUUUGGCGGCAAGGUCGCCACGUCCUUCAGGGUCCGUCGGGUUUACCAGCUUACCACACCAUACAUCAGCCGGUUAUUGUGGUGACGCAUGACUCAAGUCGGCGCUGCUUACCCCGUGCGGGAGAUGGGAACCGCGGCACUGCCAUGGUUUGGUUGCAAGAUGCUGGUUGCAAGCAGGGUUGCA